Molecule: messenger RNA, 1197 nt
Organism: Ceratitis capitata (Mediterranean fruit fly)
Lineage: Eukaryota; Metazoa; Arthropoda; Insecta; Diptera; Tephritidae
Gene: Or24a
Product: odorant receptor 24a
Exons: 5
Coding region: 1-1197 (398 amino acids)
Biological process (GO): detection of chemical stimulus involved in sensory perception of smell; sensory perception of smell
Cellular component (GO): plasma membrane
Molecular function (GO): odorant binding; olfactory receptor activity
Source: RefSeq, a predicted model, not a curated record
AUGUCAAUUAAGUUUCUAACUCAAUCCUAUCCAACAGAGAAGAGUCUUUUCUUGAUACCAAAAUUCGUGCUACGCAUCGUUGGUUUCUAUCCGGAGCAAGAAAAAUCUACGAUAAGACGAAAUGCUUGGACAAUGUUCAAUUUGAUCAUGCUGAUUUAUGGUUCGUACGCCGAGUUCAUGUACGGCGUACAUUAUCUCUCGAUCGAUGCGGUGCGCGCCUUAGAUGCACUAUGUCCAGUCGCUUCCAGCAUAAUGUCAGUAGUGAAGCUAAGUUUUUUGUGGUGGCAUCGCGUUGAGCUGGAGCGUUUAAUAAGGCGUGUGUCUGUGCUAACAGCGGAACAAGAUAGUCGCUUGAAGAACAAUUAUAAGCGCCGUUAUUUUACAAUUGCGACAAGAUUCUCAGCGGCGUUACUGUGCCUUGGUACUUGUACGAGUACUUUGUACACUAUCAGAGCAGCUUUGGCGAAUUAUUUCAGCUAUGUGCGUGGUGAGAAUGUACCAUAUGAAACGCCAUUUAAGAUGAUCUUUCCACAAACUUUACUCUCCAAGUGGAUCUUUCCCGUCACCUUCACAUUCUCGCAUUGGCAUGGCUAUAUUACCGUUGCGGGAUUUACUGGCACAGAUGGUCUCUUUCUCUGUUUUUGUAUGUAUUUCGGCACACUUUUGAAGGCUCUACAAAUUGAUUUGAAGGAUCUGUUGAAGGAUAUGGACUGUGGUCAGCACGAGGGCUUGUCCGAACGAGAUAUUGAAGAAUGUAUGAAAAAAACCGUUAUGCGUCAUAAUGAAAUUAUCGAUUUGAUUGGGGAUUUCUCGGCAGUUAUGUCGAGCAUAACCUUGACGCAAUUUGUGUUGUCGAGCGUCAUAAUUGGUACUUCUGUGGUGGAUAUGUUGUUGUUUUCCGAUUAUGGCAUCCUUCUCUAUUUUGUUCACGCUUUAGCGGUUACCACUGAAUUGUUUCUAUAUGGCAUCGGUGGCACCACUGUAAUUGAAUGUAGCUCUCAGCUGGCUACUGCGGUCUACGAUAGCAACUGGUAUAGUCACAAUGUGGAGGUUAAAAAAAUGGUAUUGUUUAUGAUCUUACGCACACAAAGGAGCUUAGUCAUAAAGGUACCGUUUUUCGCGCCAUCAUUGCCAGCACUAACUUCGAUCUUACGUUUUACUGGUUCCCUGAUUGCCCUGGUAAAAUCAGUUGUUUAG